Molecule: messenger RNA, 2399 nt
Organism: Hippocampus comes (tiger tail seahorse)
Lineage: Eukaryota; Metazoa; Chordata; Actinopteri; Syngnathiformes; Syngnathidae
Product: LIM and senescent cell antigen-like-containing domain protein 1
Exons: 10
Coding region: 120-1301 (393 amino acids)
Biological process (GO): positive regulation of integrin-mediated signaling pathway; cell-cell junction organization; positive regulation of substrate adhesion-dependent cell spreading
Cellular component (GO): focal adhesion; cytoplasm; cell-cell junction
Source: RefSeq, a predicted model, not a curated record
GAGGGAGAGACUACACCCAUCACAGUUUGACGAGUGGGUCAGGCUCCCGCUUGCUUUUUGGAUUACUGGAACUGGGAACUUUGAAAACUCAGUCUGGGUCCCUGUUCAAGAGCGCAGAGAUGAACGGCCGUGCUUUACCGCCUUCCAUCCCUGAGGACGGCGAGGUCUUGGACUACAAUCCACAUGGGGAGAUGAAUGGUUACCAUCAAAGGUUUCGGGAUGGGGAUGGAGGAGAGGCAGAAAUGCUGGUGUCCAAGUCCCAGAGGCGGAAAAGCGACGUCAAAGUCUAUAAGGAGUUUUGUGAUUUUUAUGCACGCUUCAACAUGGCCAACGCCCUUGCCAAUGCCAUGUGUGAGCGCUGCAAGAGUGGCUUUGCUCCGGCAGAGAAGAUAGUGAACAGCAACGGAGAACUUUACCAUGAGCAAUGCUUUGUGUGCGCUCAGUGUUUCCAACAGUUCCCCGAGGGACUCUUCUAUGAGUUUGAGGACAGGAAAUACUGUGAGCAUGACUUCCAGAUGCUCUUUGCUCCAUGCUGCCACCAAUGUGGUGAAUUCAUCAUUGGCCGCGUCAUCAAGGCCAUGAACAACAGCUGGCACCCGGAAUGUUUCUGCUGUGACAUCUGCCAGGCCGUGCUUGCCGAUGUUGGAUUUGUUAAGAAUGCCGGCAGGCACCUGUGUCGUCCGUGCCACAACAGAGAGAAAGCUCGUGGCCUCGGCAAGUACAUUUGCCAAAAGUGUCACGCCAUCAUUGAAGAGCAGCCCCUUCUGUUCAAGAAUGACCCCUACCACCCUGAUCACUUCAACUGCAACAACUGCGGAAAGGAACUGACUGCUGAUGCCAGGGAGCUGAAGGGGGAGCUGUACUGUUUGCCCUGCCACGACAAGAUGGGCGUCCCCAUCUGCGGGGCCUGCAGGAGACCCAUUGAGGGCCGUGUGGUCAAUGCAAUGGGCAAGCAGUGGCAUGUGGAGCAUUUUGUGUGUGCUAAAUGUGAGAAACCCUUCCUGGGACAUCGCCACUAUGAACGCAAAGGCCUGGCCUACUGUGAAACACACUACAACCAGCUGUUUGGAGAUGUUUGCUACCACUGCAAUCGCGUUAUAGAAGGAGACGUGGUGUCAGCCCUCAACAAGGCUUGGUGCGUCAACUGUUUUGCUUGCUCCACUUGCAACACCAAGCUCACCCUCAAGAACAAGUUUGUGGAGUUUGACAUGAAGCCGGUGUGCAAGAAGUGCUAUGAAAAAUUUCCACUGGAGCUGAAGAAGAGACUGAAGAAGCUGUCAGAAACCGUUGCACGGAAGUAAAUGCGGCGUUCAUGUCAAAACCUGACAUGUCUACAUUGAGUCUUUUUACGUAGCACUGCAGAGCUUUGAGUGUCAUGUAAUGAGGCAGACUCUGUCACAAAGUGUGCUGUCUGUGUCAUCUGCAGCUCAAAACAAGCUUUCACAUAGCUUCCUUUUUACACUUCUUAUUUAACACAUUGCGAUGAAUCGACUGUGUUACUGAUGCUCUGGCAUAUUAAAGAGCAAGCCCAAAGUUAAAUGAAGAAAAUGUUUCUCGUUGAAUGCUUAUGUAUGAGAUAUUUACUUUUGUUAUUAUCACUAUAUUAUGUAUUGUAAAUGUGUAUUUUCGCUAAUAUAUAUCAAGUAGUUGUUUCAGUGGCCUUCUUGUGUCUGUAACAGAUUUGACUAUCAUUUCAAGUUGAUUGGUUUGUUGUUUAGUGUUAUGCAUUGAUUGAAUGGAGACUUUAAUGGUGCCGUUCUCUAUUUCAAGUGUGUUUCUACACCAUGUGGUUUAUGUUUACUACCCAAUAUACUAUCAAUGCAUGCCUGACAUUAAAUAAUAAGUUUGGUUCAAAUUUUGCACUGGAAAAAAGGCUUCAUAGUGGCCAGCUGCCUUUCAGAGCAACUGUUAUGUUACAGUACAACUUGAUUAAUGGUGGCAUUUGCAUGUGGUGUUAAACAUGUGUCGCCGCUGUUUGUAAUCCAGGCAAAAUUAUCCUCUUACCCCAACUCUCUUCAGACUCGAAAACAAAGCAGACUGUCCAAUCUGCUUAUCCAGUAUUGUUUAACCUGAACUGUAUUUUGCCCUAAAAAGCAAAUGUCUUGGAUUCACUAUAUAGUAAUUACACAUUCCACAGCGGAGCAAAACAUAAGCCGUGUUUUGGUUCUGGAUUUCACACCUGAUGCCAGAUCAUUUUAAUUAUUCCAUGUUAAAAUACAUUCAUAUAGCCACUUAUUUGUAAUUCAGUCAUACUUAAGAGGCACAGUGGUAUACUAUAGUUUUUUUUUCUUCACAUUGCUUGGCAAUCACAUAAACAUGCCAAAAUGUAUGGCUGUAAACCAUAAUGCAUUCGAUGAAAAAUUCUGUCCUUUCAGCCUAAUAAACAUCUAUUUAAAUUA